Branchiostoma floridae (Florida lancelet) is the source of this 2421-nucleotide messenger RNA. RefSeq names its product COP9 signalosome complex subunit 1-like. The record is from RefSeq and is a predicted model, not a curated record. Bases 158 to 1618 code for a protein of 486 amino acids. Gene Ontology annotation, cellular component: COP9 signalosome. The transcript is spliced from 16 exons. NCBI's taxonomy places the organism in Eukaryota, Metazoa, Chordata, Leptocardii, Amphioxiformes, Branchiostomatidae.
ACAAACGAGCGGCUAGCUUCUAAAUCGCACCAAUGCCGGAUGGUUUUGGAGGAAUUCUAUCUUCCCAAGAGCGAGUUUAUUUGUGACCAGGCUGUUUGCAGCUUUCUGUUUUGUUGACCUUAACUGUGUAGAGCACUAAAGGACUGCAGGAAGAACGAUGCCUCUUCCCGUACAGUCCAUGCUGUUCCAGCCUCCAGUGGAGCCUAUGCAGAUCGAUGCCCCACCUGAGGAGAAUGACAACCAACCAGAACUCGCCUUCGUAGUGGAGUCGUGUUCACUGGACCUGGAAUCGUACGCUGCCCAAUACACGGGACUGGCACGACUAGAACGGCUGGUGUUCAUCGCUGACCACUGUCCACCACUCAAAGUAGAGGCCCUCAGGAUGGCCCUUCACUAUGUCCAGAGAACCUACAAUGUCCACCUGUACCAGCAGGUGCACAGGAAGUUACAAGAAGCUGCCAGUUCUGGUGUAGUGGCUAACAUGCCUGACGCGGUGGCCGGCCUGACCCUGGGGGUUCCACCCUACGACACCGACUGGGUGGAGACCACGGCUAAGAAGGCAGCCCUGAAGCUAGAGAAGUUAGACACUGACUUAAAGAACUACAAGGGAAACUCCAUCAAGGAAAGCAUCCGCCGUGGCCAUGAUGACCUCGGUGACCACUAUCUGGACUGUGGAGACCUGAGUAAUGCGCUGAAGUGUUACUCACGAGCACGUGACUACUGUACCAGCGCCAAGCACGUGGUCAACAUGUGUCUCAAUGUUAUAAAGGUGAGCAUCCUACUGCAGAACUGGCCCCAUGUGCUGAGUUAUGUCAACAAGGCUGAAGCCACGCCUGAAAUAGCUGAGAAAGGAGAGCGUGACAGUCAGAGCCAGUCUGUAAUCACCAAACUCAAGUGUGCUGCAGGCUUGGCAGAGCUGGCCACCAAGAAAUACAAGGCCUCAGCUAAGUACUUCCUGCAGGCGUCCUUCGACCAUUGUGACUUCCCAGAUAUGCUGUCACCCAGCAAUGUAGCCAUCUAUGGUGGACUGUGUGCACUGGCAACGUUUGAUCGACAAGAGCUGCAGAAAAAUGUCAUAUCCAGCAGCUCUUUUAAGCAGUUCCUUGAGCUGGAGCCCCAGUUAAGAGACAUCAUCCUGAAGUUUAGUGAGUCCAAGUAUGCCUCCUGUCUCAAGCAGUUGGAGGAGAUCAAGGACCACCUUCUACUGGACAUGUACCUGUCCCCGCAUAUCAACAGCCUGUACACCAUGAUCCGUAACAGAGCCCUCACUCAGUACUUCAGCCCCUACAUGUCCGCAGACAUGCGUAAGAUGGCGGCAGCCUUCAACACCACUCUGGCAGCGCUGGAGGACGAACUGAUGCAGCUGAUUCUGGAUGGACAGAUCCAGGCGCGCAUUGACUCGCACAACAAGAUCCUGUAUGCCCGUGAUGUGGACCAGAGAAGCACCACGUUUGAGAAGGCCCUGGGCAUGGGGAAGGCCUAUCAGAGGAGAACUAAGGCUCUUAUUCUGCGUUCUGCCAUGUUGAAGAACCAGAUUCAUGUUAAGAGUCCACCCCAUGACAGUUCCUCUGGGGGAGAAGCAUCCAUCGCACCCGGAACAAACGCCAGCAACAGAUAAACAACAACAUGUGCUGUUAGAAAAAGAUUAACAUACAGUUUACAACCUGUAAAGUUUAAUGUUAACAUUAUAUCUACACAGAGGCAUGUACUUGUGUAAAUAAGCUAUUAAGAUACAAGUAUUAUGAAAGGCUUUCGGAGUGUUCAUUGCACAUUCAUAUGGUGACCAGUUACUCAGACAUAGUGCGGUCAAAAUUAAACUGACCAAGAAGACCACUCAGGACUGGUAAGAUCUGAUCUAUGUGGACAGGUGGUCACUUUUGACAGGACUCUUAAUGCUUGUGUCUUUGGGAAAAAAAGUAUCUGAAGGAUCACCAAAAAGUGGUGACAUUGGUCAGGUGGUCAUUUCUUUAUUCAGGUUGUAACAAACAAUACAGGUCAUCAUGUAGAGAUGGUCACUUAGAAAGGUUUGACAGUAGUUUGAAAAAAAGUUACAAAGAGGUAGCACACAUUUGCAACUCUCAAAAACAAAGAGAAAAUGUUUAUGGAGAAGUACAUGUGAGAGAUUGGUUGAUAUUCAUGUAUAACAAUGUUUAAUAUGAUGAUUUAUCAAUUUCUUACAGUUUAGAUGGGGUUCUGUCUAUUUGUAUUCAAAAUGCUGUCAGUGGAAAAAUAAGAUAGUGUUGGGUAAAGUUUUAUCAGAAAAGCAAGUACAUGUACUAGUAAAAACUUCUGUGAUGUGCAACAGUUAAGGAGUUGUGCAACUUGUUCAUAUUAAGUGCUUAUGUCACUAUAAGUUUUCCUUUGUACUGUCUGUAUUGAAGCCUAUCCUAUGACGCUUACCAAGAAAACAAGAGGUCAUUU